Messenger RNA from Priceomyces carsonii, 333 nucleotides. It is a transcript of the gene RPP2B, whose product is annotated as ribosomal protein P2. Gene Ontology annotation, biological process: cytoplasmic translational elongation. The coding region runs from base 1 to 333 and encodes 110 amino acids. The transcript has a single exon. Lineage: Eukaryota; Fungi; Ascomycota; Pichiomycetes; Serinales; Debaryomycetaceae. The record is from RefSeq and is a predicted model, not a curated record. Gene Ontology annotation, cellular component: ribosome; cytosolic large ribosomal subunit. Gene Ontology annotation, molecular function: structural constituent of ribosome.
AUGAAAUACUUAGCAGCUUAUUUGUUAUUAGUCCAGGGUGGUAAUGAAAGUCCAUCCGCCAAGGACAUCAGCGACUUGUUGGAAUCUAUUGGCGUCGAAGCUGAAGAAUCCAAAUUGAACCUUUUAUUGUCCGAUCUCCAAGGUAAGGACAUCAACCAGUUGAUUGCUGAAGGUAACACCAAGUUAGCUUCAGUCCCAAGUGGUGGUGCUGCUGCUGGUGGCUCCUCUGCUGCUGCAGGUGGUGCUGCUGCUGAAGAAGCUGCUGAAGAAACCAAGGAAGAGGAAGCCAAGGAAGAAUCUGAUGACGACAUGGGUUUCGGUUUAUUCGAUUAG